Messenger RNA from Pocillopora damicornis (cauliflower coral), 985 nucleotides. RefSeq names its product TATA-binding protein-associated factor 172-like. Gene Ontology annotation, molecular function: ATP binding; ATP hydrolysis activity; DNA binding. The record is from RefSeq and is a predicted model, not a curated record. Lineage: Eukaryota; Metazoa; Cnidaria; Anthozoa; Scleractinia; Pocilloporidae.
GAAGCUUGCUACCAUCAAAGUUACCCAAACUGUGGGAGGCAGUUGUGGAGCCUUUACAGCAGACAACAAAUGGAAAUUCAUUUGAUCCUGAAAAACUUAUUGGUCUGGAUAAUGAAGCCCAAAAUCUGAUAAACUGCUUACAAGUUCUUGAAGUAUUGACACCUGCAAUGCAUGUGGAACUCUUAUCUAAGAUUUUAGAUUUGCUCCCCAAUAUAGUACUGUGCCUUCAGCACCCUUACAGUGCAGUGCGACACUUGGCAGCCAGGUGCCUGGGUGUGCUGUGCACUGUGUCCACUGAAGAUACCAUGAAGAUAGUGGUAAAGGAUAUCUUACCUUUGAUGGGCACUGCUGAUGUUAUCAGGAACCGUCAAGGAGCUAUAGAAGCUAUAUCUUGUGUAAUUGAUCGGCUCGGAAUGGGUGCGGUGCCUUACGUUGUUCUCCUGGUUGUGCCUGUGCUCGGACGGAUGAGUGACCAGUGCGAAGAUGUCCGACUCAUGGCCACAUACUGUUUUGCCACACUUAUUAGGCUUAUGCCUCUUGAGUCUGGUAUUCCUGACCCGCCCCGCAUGUCCAAAGCUAUGGUGGAGCAAAAACAGAAGGAACGAAAAUUUCUGGAGCAACUUUUGGACGGUAAAAAGGUGGAGAAUUACACUAUUCCUGUUCCUAUCAAAGCUGAGCUGAGAAAAUAUCAACAGGAUGGUGUCAACUGGCUGGCCUUUCUCAACCGUUACAAGCUGCAUGGUAUUCUAUGCGAUGACAUGGGACUUGGUAAAACUCUUCAGUCUAUUUGUAUCAUAGCAGGUGAUCACCAUGAAAAAGCUACAGUAUACAAGGAGACGGGUAAUAGUGAUUGCAAACCUUUGCCUUCUCUCGUGAUUUGCCCACCAACACUAACAGGACAUUGGGUGUACGAGGUGGAGAAGUUUGUUAACAAAGAUUUCCUUAAACCAUUGCACUAUACAGGCCCGCCGUCUGAGAGACAGAG